Plenodomus lingam JN3 is the source of this 159-nucleotide messenger RNA. The record is from RefSeq and is a predicted model, not a curated record. Lineage: Eukaryota; Fungi; Ascomycota; Dothideomycetes; Pleosporales; Leptosphaeriaceae.
AUGGAGACCAGAGGGCCAGGACCACCAAAAGCAACAAGGCCCCCUCCCCCCCAAAAGAAGAAAGAAAAACCGCCGCAAUCGAUCAAUCUCGAUGGCCGGGAUCUUCCCCCUUCUACGUCCCGCAGGCCCGGGGUGUGCGGAACGGAUGAGGGAUUGUAG